Messenger RNA from Panicum virgatum (switchgrass), 1710 nucleotides. RefSeq lists its product as uncharacterized. Lineage: Eukaryota; Viridiplantae; Streptophyta; Magnoliopsida; Poales; Poaceae. The transcript has 3 exons. Gene Ontology annotation, molecular function: protein binding. Bases 64 to 1467 code for a protein of 467 amino acids. The record is from RefSeq and is a predicted model, not a curated record.
AGUAUCGAUUCGCUCUAAUCGCAACUGAUCGAUUCGCGCCGGCGCCGCCCACCUCCGCCCCUCAUGGGCGACGGCGAGGACCGCAUCAGCGGCCUCCCCGACGAGCUGCUGCACGCCAUCCUCGCCCGCCUCGGCUCCGCCCGCAGCGCCGUGCGCACCGGCGCGCUCUCCCGCCGCUGGCGCCACGUCUGGGCCCCACUGCCGGAGCUCGUCCUCGGGUACUGCCUCGACCUCGACGCGCCGCCGCUGCCCGCGUUCCUGGACGCCGUCGACGCCGCCCUCGCCGACUGUGCCGCCCCGACCCUGGAUGAACUCUGGGUCUUGCCGCCCGGCGACCAUGGCCGCGGCGUCCUGGCCGGGCGCAUCGAGCCGUGGCUGCGCUUCGCCUCUGAGCGCGUGGUGGGCACGGUCGUGCUCGUUGUGCCCCCGCCGCCGCCGGAGGCCCGUGCGGAAGAGGCGGUGCUCCACCUUCCAGCGUGCGAAGGGGUGGCAACAUUCGACCUCAGCCUCGAUGGGGAUUGGCGGGUCCGGCCCCCGUCGGCCGGCUUGUUCCGGGCGCUCACCGACCUGAGGAUACAAUCUUGCCGGAUGGAAGCCGGCGAGCUCACAGCCCUUGUCUGCACGCAGUGCCCGUGCCUGAUGGACCUGACGCUCGCCAUCGUGUUGGUUACUGCUUCUGACGUUUCGAUACGCUCUGAUUCGCUGCGAUCGCUCUGUUUCUCCGUCAGGACAACACUGCGGCUGGAGAUCGCGGCGCCAAGACUGGAAAAGCUGUCUGUAUCUGCCCCUGUCCAUGAGGCACGAAUCUCUGCCCCGAAGCUCGCAGAGGUAGACUGGUCUCACCCUAUCUACAAUCGUCACCGCCACCAGUUUGAUGAUGUUGGCUGUCGCCUCCGGCUGCUAGAACUUGGUUUAAAUGCAUCCCUUAUGCAACAAUUCGACCAAGUUGAUGAAUUGAAACUGGCCAUGUUCAUUCCAGAGGGAAAAGCUGCCUACCAACGUUUCUUGAAUGAAACUAACAAUCUUCCCAAGUGUGAGAUCUUGAGAAUAUCCUCAGGGUGGGAUUACCAUGGCCUGGUGCCAGGCAUGUUGCAUCUCUUGAGGAGUUGCAGUAGUACGAGGAAGGUUUUCUUACUUGAUACCAGCGACUACGCAAUGAGGCAACCUUGCCUGCCAUCUUGCCCUUGUCUUUUGGAAGAGAGUCACAGGAUUGAUGAUAUAUCUCUCAAUUCACUUGAAGAAGUAGAAAUCACUUCCUGUACAAGUUAUCAUGGGGCACUGGAAUUUGUGGUGCAACUGUCCAGAUGCAAUGCAGCAAUCCUGAAAAAGGUUGUCCUGAAAUAUAGGAUGGACUCUGCUCCUCCACCAACAAAGGAGGUAUGUGAGAAGAUCCGCGGCAUGUGGCAGCCAAAUAUUGAAGUCGAAUUCUAUGUGUUUUCAGAUCGGAAUUGGGUGCGUUUGUAUUGAAUAAAUAACCCGCAAAAAAGUAUUGAAUAAAUAAAGACCGUGAUGAACAAACUGUAAUGGUCUUAGUUUCUGCUCACUUGAAUCUGUCUAGGAGUGUAGUAUUGUUGCUGGCUUUACCAGCAUUCAGUUCAAAUUUAGGGUUUGAUCUGUUAAUCCUGUUGUUAGUUGUUGGGCAUUGAUCUUCUGUAUUUUAGUUGAUGUUUCUGUUCCUUCAAAAUCGGCCAGACUUCGGAAACUUUCUUA